This is a messenger RNA of Branchiostoma floridae (Florida lancelet), 3309 nucleotides long. Its product is annotated as WD repeat-containing and planar cell polarity effector protein fritz homolog. Lineage: Eukaryota; Metazoa; Chordata; Leptocardii; Amphioxiformes; Branchiostomatidae. Gene Ontology annotation, cellular component: axonemal basal plate. The record is from RefSeq and is a predicted model, not a curated record. Gene Ontology annotation, biological process: cilium organization; establishment of protein localization; nervous system development. The transcript has 23 exons. Gene Ontology annotation, molecular function: protein binding. Bases 238 to 2448 code for a protein of 736 amino acids.
CAAGGACAACAACAACAAGUUGAUAUACAUGUAUAAAGUGGUAAAAACAACCCUUUGAUGUAUUUUUCUCUUGAACAUUUUUAUUUCACAAAGCAAAGCUGCGUCCUAAAUGAUCAGGAGGGGGGCAGAGUUUAUGUAUGAAUUUAUUUGUACGAACAAGAGGACCAAUGUUACUAAAGGCACACAGGUGCUACCAGGUGCCUGAUGGUGAUUUAGGGUUCAUCCUGCAACCCAACAAUGGCUAGCUUUCUGUCUGAGCUUCACUACUGGACAAUCAGGCACAACACAGCUGCACCAGAAUUGGACAUUGGUUAUCACUGCUACCAUGACAAGGGUGAAACAGCUAGUGGGGAUCAACCGUACUACAAUGAGCAUCAACACUACAUAGAAAGCUGUGACAUGAUCUGGACUCCAAGGAACAAGCGACCAGACAAACUGAGGGACACCCUGAAGGAAUUUGAGGAACUCCUUACCACGAACAAGUGCGUGCUGACAAAGUGGAAAGGAAGGCACCACCUACAGUUGUUCCUGAGCAAUGCCUGCUUUGUUACCAUGUUUGUGGCUGCCCACAGUGGUGAUGUGGAGAGGAUUAUCAUAGACAAGUCCCUGCAAGCAAAACUGAGUGCAGACACAAUCAAUGAUGCCCUGGUGACAGACCACUAUCUGGUCUUUGCCUUCCCAACAUUGGCCAAGCUUGCCCUUGUACAGCUAAGUCGGAAACCAGGCACUGGGGAGGUCAGCAGGAGACCAGAAAGGGUGGAAAAAUUGUCUGCGCUAGACCCAAAGAUUAGUUAUGUGGAUCUCCCUGGACCAACUGGGAGAAGGGUUGAGAGGAGGCUAUCUAUGAACACACUGCAAGAUAUGGUGAUAGUGUGGUGGCCAACAGCAAGUGAAGAGGCGUGGCCGUGGUCCCCCAUGUCAUCAGAGAAGGAUAGGGCAAACCUGGUCUUACUCAGUUAUAACGGGGUGAAGCUUGAGCUGCUGUGUUACAUCAGGACGGAGUGUGAGCCAAUCAGUGCUCACUUCAGUCUGAACCAACCACACAGGGUCUAUACCGUAGAAAAGUCAUCAAAUGUGGAUGGCAAACCCACUGUGGACAGCUGUAUAUAUGAGUGCUCCAAGAACAAGGUCCAAAGAGUUGCUGUUACCACAAUCCCCCUAAAGAGUCCCGUUGUAGGACAAGGGAGAAACCCAGCAGAGGACAAGUUAGUCCUGUCAUGUGAGGACAGGUCCCUGGUGUUGUAUGAUGACCACAGGAGAGUGACGGAGUGCACACAGGCCAUGUUUCCUGCUCCGUUUUUAUCCUGGCACCCUUCUGGCUGUGUCUUUGCCAUCUCCAACCACAGAGGAGAAAUACAGAUUUUAGACAUGGCCUUGGGAACUAUCAACAUCCAGUUGUUGGCAGAGGAGCCUUGUUCACAACUGACCUUGAACACCACCAGACAUUUCAGAAAUGCUGCCCAGCUGGAGAGACUCCAGUGGACACCAGCCACAGCCAUGAGCUCCUCCUCAGACUGGACAGGCGACUGCUACGACUCAGUACUUCUCAUGUUUGACAAGGGACCACUGGCACUGUUAAGAUUUCACCUCGGGGUCUUCAGUAGAGGCAGACUUGGUGCUCAGGAGCUGAUUUCAGAAUUUUUGAAAUCUGGACAAGUUGAUCAGGGUGUCGACCUUCUUAAUGCCCUGAACUGGAACACUGCAGGAGACACCUGCCUCACCUGCCUCAACAUGAUCUUCCACCAUCUCAUGAAGCAGAAACUCAAUGCAGAAAGGGAAGCCCAGCUGGAGAUGUGCCUGGGGAGUUUCUAUGCCCCCACGCGUCCUCUUACUGAGGUGAUUGUCCUUACAUACAGAGACCCCAUCAGUAGACUAGCACGGAGGUUUUUCCACCAUCUUCUCAGGUAUCAGAGGUUUGAAAAGGCAUUUCUUCUUGCUGUUGACAUUGGAGCAAGGGAUCUUUUCAUGGAUAUUCACUAUUUGGCACUAGACAAUGGAGAAACUGCUCUUGCAGAUGUAGCCAGGAAGAAAGCUGAAGAGAUAGAACUGGAGUCAGUCACAACAGAUCAGUCCAACGAAGGCUUUGAGGAGGGCGACAUUAAUGAAGAGUUAAGUGAAGACCAGCUGGAUAGUAUGCAGAAUGGCCAUGGAGCAGAGGGUGGGGAGCACAAGGGACGAAGGUAUUUAUCCCCUGCACAGAGAAGGAUGCAGAAACACAGACCAGAAGAACAGGAUAACAUCAGCCAGGCGACUGAUAUCAGUGACUAUCCCUACCCUGAGGAGGAAGGGGGGUUACCUCCUGAGAUGUACACAGCAGCACUUUUGGAGGAUCCAAUGUCAUGGCCUCAUGAUCAGGAAAACAUGGCAGAAGGAGGGUCAGAUGAAGAUGAAGAUGAUGUAGACAAGACAGCCAGCACUCUGGAAGUCAUCCAUUUUGGACUGGUCUAAACUACAGAACGUUUUUGUCAAAUUUAGAUAUUUUGAUAUCUAGGACUAGUACUGGGAAUGCCAACACUGCUGAAUCGGUGAUGGAAGAAAAGGCAUACAUUUGUCUGAAACGUUUGCAAGACUCUGACCAGUUACGUGUGAAUCACUCCGUCUGGAGCGAACACUUCAGUUGUGUGGGAUCCAUCAAAUGACCUACAAAUGUAAUGACAGACACUGGUACCAGUGAAAACCCUUGGCUGUUAUCUGAUAUUAUGUAGUUCUGGGACAUAUGUCAUGUAAACAUGUACUUAAUAUCCAGAUUCUGAAAUGCAACCAUAUAUCAACAAAGUUGUCUUUGCAUGAUACACAAUUUAGUAUUUCUCUGCCUUUUGGCAAUGUUGUACUCACAUACAUUGUCAUGCAUUGUUUCAGGUCAACCAAAAAUUAUAACUCUUUGUAGAUAGUAUUUAUCAUUGAGGAAACAGUCACAUCAAUGCACUGAUACUAUUAUAUGGUUCACCUGCUGGCAUUUUCCCUUGGUACUGCAGUGGGCUGUGUAUGUACAUGUGUAUGUUUUUACAAUGUGUACAGUAUAACUCUGAAGCUGUGGAUGGUUCUGCAUCAUAUUUGGUGGAUGAGUAAGGUUCAUGAAGAGGAAGGUCAAGUUUUUCAACCUCCUUGGAUCGAUGAUGGGCUUCCUAGCUUUUACCUAUAUACAGUAUUGCAGCAGCUCAACAUUUGAAGGUCAAAUUUUCUGGAAGUGCUAGAUUCAAGAUUUUUAGUAGUGGAUAGCUCUUGGGACUGGGAGCAAGUGUUUAUGUGUUUGUGGAUCUCAAGAUCCGAUCUAGUUACAAGUAAAAAAUACAGUAAUUUGCUUUCUUA